Messenger RNA from Aricia agestis (brown argus), 445 nucleotides. RefSeq lists its product as uncharacterized. The transcript is spliced from 2 exons. The record is from RefSeq and is a predicted model, not a curated record. The coding region runs from base 55 to 393 and encodes 112 amino acids. Lineage: Eukaryota; Metazoa; Arthropoda; Insecta; Lepidoptera; Lycaenidae.
GAUCUCGUAUUUGUGAUCAAGUACUCCCAGUCACAGGGCAAGUUGGAUCCAGGAAUGCGUGGACCUUACCGAAUUACCCGAGUGCUCGAUCAUGGGCGCUACGAGCUGAAGCUGGUCAGCGGAGCAUACGGCAAGGUUACUUAUGCGGCCGCGCAGUACCUGGUGCCCUGGAGAGGAGAGUGGACCCCGGAGACCUGCGCAGCAUUCUUUGAGGGAGAGGAGAAUGAUGACGUCUCAGCAGAUGCCGUAACUGCUCAGUCCGAUCCUACUCAAGAACAACCCGGUCCAUCAUCGAAGCCUGACGAGGACGUCAGACUGUCAGGAGAGGCCGUGUUAGCGGCAACACCAGAAGCUGAUUCACCUAGCCACCCCCCUACCUCUCAGAGUGUAUAAAAACUGCCUCGCCACGUGACUCGUUCUCUUUUUCCCUUGAGAAUUCGUGCGA